This is a messenger RNA of Podarcis lilfordi (Lilford's wall lizard), 13946 nucleotides long. The record is from the annotation of a GenBank genome assembly. Lineage: Eukaryota; Metazoa; Chordata; Lepidosauria; Squamata; Lacertidae.
AUGGCCGCCGAGCCAGGAGAUACGUUGACCUUGAGCCUACCGCCCGGUGCUGUGCUGAAGCAGAGGAUGAAAGUGGAGGAGCCAGACCCAGCCGAAGUGGGGAAAGGCUCUCGUGCCAUGCAGGAUGGGAGUAUGAGGGAAUUCUGGGAGAGAAACGUGUCGGGCCACGUCAAGCAGGAGCCACAGAAAGGACCGCAGCAGCCAUGGGAGGCCCAGCUGCAGGAGUUCCUCAGAGCGAUGGAGUCUUCCCACUCUGACGGGAGAGACCAGCACCAGCGGACGUUGGCGUUGCGGGACGAGGCCCAAGCUGGCCUGUCUCCAGGUGGCGCCAGGCCACGCCAAGUCCCUUUCCCGCCACAUCCCAGGAGAGAAGCCAACAACCUGCUGGCCAAAGAGGAAAGAGAGAGUGGGAAAGUGAAGGAAGAGGAGAUUGGUCCUGACGCACCGCGGCAACACUUCCGGCAGUUCGCCUACCAGGAGGGGCCUCGAGAGACUUGCACCCGGCUCCGGGAGCUUUGCCACCGGUGGCUGAAGCCGGAGAGGCACAGCAAGGAGCAGAUCCUGGAGCUGGUGAUCCUGGAGCAGUUCCUGGCCGUCCUGCCCCCGGAGAUGCAGAGCUGGGUCAAGGAAUGUCGCCCGGAGACCUGCGCCCAAGUCAUUGCCCUGGCAGAGGAGUUCCUACUGAGGCAGCAGGAGGACGAGAGACUCGGAGGGAAGGUGAGAGGCUUUAGUGUAAUAAAUGGCUCAUACCAAGUCAGACCCAGGUCAGUAUUGUCUACACAGACUGGCAGGGGCUCUGCAGGAUUUUCAGGCAGAGGACAUUCCCAUCUGCUGCAUGCAACACAGAUGCUCUGAGCUACAGCCCUAAUAUGGUUCGUUCCAGUGGCUUUGUACCGAACCAUCCGCUCUAUGCAUUUAAAGUCCUGUUGUGCCACUUGUUGUUUUUUUCGCAAAAAAAAAUAUUAAUUUUAUAACACAAAUAAAAAACACAAACAGAAGAGACAAACAAUACAAACAAAUUCUUGUCAUAUCCUUAUUUUCUAAACAUUGUUAUGUUGGCUUCCCCAAGUCCCACCUAUCUGAUUUUACUUCAUCUUUAGCAGUUUACAUAUAUCAUAAUUUCUAACCAUCUUCCCCCCCCCACCACAAACUUACUUUAACCAUAAAAAACUUCACAUUUUAUCACUUAUAAAAUACACUAUCUUCUACUUCUAAACCUAAUGCCUAUAUCCACUUCCAAAGCUAUUCUAAGAUUUAAAUAUUAACAUAUUUUUUCAAAUAUUCCUUAAACUUCUUCCAAUCUUCUUCCACCGUCUCUUCUCUCUGGUCUCGGAGUCUCCCGGUCAGUUCGGCAAGUUCCAUCUAGUCCCUCAUCUUCAUCUGCCGUUCUUCGGUAAAUCUUGUCUGUUGUGCCACUUUAAACAGUCAUGGCUUUCCCCCCAAAUUCCUGGGAACUGUAGUUUAUUUAGAGUGCUGAACGUUGUUAGGAGACUGCCUGCACAGAGCUGCAAUUUCCAGAGUGGUGUAGCAGCCGGUCCCAGUGAACUCUCUAUCGAUUCAGAGAGUGAACUCAACUGCAGAAAGGGCUACUUGUGGGCCACACUACUUGUGUAACUUUUAGGGGGAACUAGCCAGGAUUUCAUUUCAUUUUCAUUUUUAAUUUGUAUACCGCCUUUCUAUAUUACUAUACACAAGGCAGCUUCCAAGCUGAAGAAACAACAAAAUAGACCGCAAAGAACACACACAUAAUAACAAGCUGAUCCAACACAAAAAGUCACAGUAACUUUAAAAUAAACAAUUUGUAUCAAAUAUUCAAUAACUGAUUAGAAUAUAAAAGUAAAAAUAAAUACCAGCAAAUAAUAAUUAAACAGUUUACACUGUUUAGAGCAGGGGUCAGCAAACUUUUUCAGCAGGGGGCCAAUCCACUGUCCCUCAGACCUUGGGGGCCGGACUAUAUUUUGAAAAGAAAAAAAAAAUAACGAAUUCCUACGCCCCACAAAUAACCCAGAGAUGCAUUUUAAAUAAAAGCACACAUUCUACUCAUGUAAAAGCACGCUGAUUCCCGGACCAUCUGCGGGCCGGAUUUAGAAGGCAAUUGGGCCGGAUCCGGCCCCUGGGCCUUAGUUUGCCUACCCAUGAAUUACAGUAAAGAAUUACUGUAAUCACUAAAAAUAACAGCAAGUCACAAUGCAUAAAAUUUCACAAAACAUACAAAACUAUGUAAAAGAAUCAAAUUUAUCGGCUACUUGAUUUAUCAGCUACUUUUAAAAUGAGGCUGCAUUUUAAAUUGCAUUUUAACCUGUACUUUAAAUUGUGUCUUUCCCCCCUAUCAUGUUUUUUACUGUGAUUUUAUUGGUGUUAGCCGCCCUGAGCCCGGCUCUGGCCGGGGAGGGUGGGGUAUAAAUAAAAUUUAUUAUUAUUAUUAUUGAAAAACAAGGAUUCCCGUUGGAUAGAGGGCAGGGGUGGUUGUCGACAGAAACAUGGCACCCGCUUUUCAUUUGGAGGAAAAGCGAGCUGUCGGUCGUCCAAUCUGGAACGCAGAUGUGAUCGGAGGGCCUGCGGCCACUUUCCCCCCGAAAUAAAAGUAGGUCGGUUAAGCAGGCUAGUUUUCAACACAAUGUGUAGCUUGGCCCUGCAAGAAGAGGAUGGGCAGGUAUUUUUAGAUCUUAACACGACAUUCUGAGUGCUUUUAUUUAUUUAUUUAAGUGAGACCCUCGCUGUUUCUGUCUUAUGUGCUGUUCAAGGAGGCGGUACGGGCCUUCCCUGAGGCGGAACGGGCUCCACCAGAUACCUGGCCCAGGCCUCACUUCAGGAAGAUCAAGCAAGAGGCCGACAGAGAUGCCACCUUGCUUGGUAAGGCUUUUGUUUUUAUUUUGUUGUCUUCUUUUUAAAAAAAUUUGGUGCUCUGAAAUCGCAAAAGGGAAUGUUGAAGCUGCAGCGGCUCGCUGGGAGAAUGGGUGGCGAACCCAGAUACAGUUGUAUCCUGGUUCUCGAAUUUAAUCCAUUCCAGGAGUCCGUUUGACUCCCAAAACAGUUCAAAAACCAAGGCACAGCUUCCAACUGGCUGCAGGAGCUUCCUGCAGCCAAACGGAAGCUGCGGAAGCCACGUCGGAUGUUCAGCUUCCCAAAAGCAUUCGCAAACCAGAACACUCACUUCCGGGUUUUUGAACGUUCGGGAGCCGAUUUGUUCAACAACUAAAGCGUUUGACUACCAAGGUACCACUGUAUUCUGAUUAGGCCCUCUCAGAGGUUCAGAGAAGCCCGGCCUCCUUCCAGCUUUUGAGGCCGCUAGCCAUAAAAAUAAAAACCACAUGUCUCACACACGUGAUCCAGCACCAGCUACAAGUAGUUGUCUAUAUAAUCAGCUAAUCUGAGAGGACAUGUUCAUCCUGGUCUAAUUUUGUGCCAUCAGGGCCCAUAUAUUUUUAAUAGUAUUUAUGAACAUUUUUGACUCCUUAAAAUAACAAAAUCUAUAUCAGCUAACAUUUUUUUGGAAACUAAAUGACAUCUCUUACUUACUUAAAUGUGCAGCUCUGAGCUGAGAGUGUGUGUCAAAGGACAAGUUGCAAAACUUAUUAAAGACCCCCAAAUUUAGGUACCACUUUGAAAUCCUGUUUCAAAUACCGUUUUGUGCACUGAGCUGACGAACUUUGCCUGUGCUAGCUAUGUUGUUGGUUAACUUUCAUAUUUACAAGUAUAAAAUCUUUAUCACACACACACAAAAAACCCCUCCAGUGAAGGUGAGUUCAACAUCUCCUGAGACAUUAGUAGGAUCUGCAUAUGGCAUUAGGGGGAAGGAGAGGAGCAACCCUGAAAAUCUGAUCUACCUUCCUGUGGUUUUUAACAAAUCUUUUUUUCCCCCGCUUCUAAAAAUACAUAAAACGAACAAACCCCACAUACCCACAACCCUGUCAGAAACAGUUCAUGCAAUAUAAAUAAUAAACAUUAAGUUUGUCAAUCAUUUCGAAAUAAUUACAUCAGUCUUCUGCUCUCCAUCUUAACAGAUUGUCCCAAAGUGAGUCAUGGGCAGCUGGCGGUGAGAAGAUAACUUUGUCUUUUCCAGAUUAAUAAUAAUUUAUUACUUAUACCCUGCCCAUCUGGCCGGGCCUCCCUAGCCACACUGGGCAGCUUCCAACAUAAUAUCAAAAACACAAUAAAACAUUAAAAACUUCCCUAAACAGGGCUGCCUUCAGAUGUCUUCUAAAAGUCAGAUAGUUGUUUAUUUCCUUGACGUCUGGUGGGAGGGUGUUCCACAGGGCGAGCGUCACCAUUCACUUCCUUCCUGUCUUGAGCCUGAUUUUUGCCCACUUUCUCUUUUAGCAGAGGAUAAUAACACCUGGAUUAUUUCCCCCACUCUAGCAUGUUCUGUGGGGACACGUCGGAAGGAGAGGAAUCACCCGGGCAACGCUGAGGAACUGAAGCCGUUUGUAGCGUUGUCAAGGGAAGACGAGCAAAACAUCGUCAGUCCAGCAGAGGACUCUGAGAGCCUGCAAGGAAACAAACCAGAAGCACAAGGCGGGAAAUUCAUUAAUUCUCAGGGUGGGUACGAGGACCUGGACGACAGCAUCGCGCCACAGCCAGCCGCCCUGAAAGGUGAGCAGGAAAACGCAGGGGUUCAGUUGGGGCAAGUUCUCAGGCUGAGGUCCGAUCUCAUAGUGCACGAGAGGACACUGACGGGUGAGUCCCAGUACAAAUGUUCAGUUUGCUGGAAAACCUUUUGCCGCAGGAACGUCCUCAUCACUCAUCAGAGAAUCCACACCGGGGAGAAGCCGUACAAAUGCUUGGACUGCGGGAAAAGCUUCAGCCAGCGGUCGCACUUGAUCUUGCACGAGAGGACUCACACCGGCGAGAAGCCCUACAAGUGCUCGGACUGCGGGAAAAGCUUCAGCCAGAGGCCCCACCUGGUCAAGCACGAGAGGAUCCACACCGGCGAGAAGCCCUACAAGUGCCCCUACUGCGGGAAGAGCUUCAGCGACCGCUCCACCCUGACGACCCACAAGAGGACCCACACGGGGGAGAAGCCAUACUCGUGCGCCGACUGCGGGAAGAGCUUCAGCGACCGGUCGUCCCUCAUCGCGCACAACCGGACUCACACGGGCGAAAAGCCCUACAAAUGCUCCGAGUGCGGGAAGAGCUUCAGUCACCAGUCGACCCUCAUUCGACACGAGAGGAUCCAUAACGGGGACAAGACUCUGAAGUGUUUGGAAGCCGGGAAAAACGCAGUCUCCGUCUUGGGGGCAGAUAAGAGACCCCGCUUGGGGGACAAGCCCCCAGUGCCGUGGACCAAUUCUGUGAGUUGGGGGGAGCCUCUGUCUCUGAGCCUCAGCAAUGCCCCUUCUGAAAAAUGAAAAUAUAAUCUCCAUCAGAGGGUUGUUUGGAAUAAAAUAAAAUUAAAAUAAAAAAAGGUAAAUAAAAUAAAGAUGAUGAAGCAUUUUGGAAAACGAAAAGGGUGCUUGUAGUCUAUUUUUUUUGCAGAUUUCACCCUGCUAGUUUGCUAGCAGUUAUUUGGACACUUAAAGGUAAAAGGACCCCUGAUCAUUAGGUCUAGUCGUGGCCAACUCUGGGGUUGCGGCGCUUAUCUCGCUUUAUUGGCCGAGGGAGCCGGCGUACAGCUUCCGGGUCAUGUGGCCAGCAUGACUAAGCCGCUUCUGGCGAACCAGAGCAGCGCACGGAAACACCGUUCCGAGCAACAGGAGCUCACCCCAUCGCGGGGAUUCGAACCACUGACCUUCUGAUCGGCAAGUCCUAGGCUCUGUGGUUUAACCCACAGCACCACCCGCAUCCCAUUUGGACACUUACUUUAUGGUAAACUUUAUGGUGACAGUAGUUUUUCAAAUAGAUUGUAAAAUAAAGAUGGUCUUCCUCAGGACUUUUGCAGUUGUCUUGUAAUUUUUAUAGCAGAGAUGGGAAACCUGCUGUGGCCCUGCAAAUGUUUGGGCAGAUUCGCACCAGAUGCACAUGAUUUGCUGCAAAGAAUCCUGGUUACUGCCUUUUUUAAGGGGGCUGGGAAUUGUAGCUCUGAGGGGAAAACUACAGUCCUGAGAAUUAUUUGGGACUGGUGCUCAUUAGGACUGGUAGGGCUAAUGGCAGGGAGACCAACAGUAGGUGGUGCCAGAGAGCCAGCGACAGGCAGACCCAACUACAGUUCUAGUUGUCACAGAAUCAUAGAGUUGGAAGUGACCCCAAGGGUCAACUAAAUAGAGAUUUUGUCCCAAUCCUCUUCCCUGCAGAUCUGCAUACUGAUGGCUUGUCUAGUCUAGCAUCCUUUGGACAACCAGAAGCCUCAAUGGGAAGCCGCCACCCCGCCCCCACCAGCAGGACCUUGUAUUCAAAGGCAUAUACAACCUCUGACAACGGAAGAAGAACCUAGCUGUCAGGUGUCUUAUCUGUUGAUAGCCUUACCCUCCAUGAAUUUGUCUAACUUCCUUUCAAGAGGGCCUUCUUGGUAGUGGCUCCCGCCCUGUGGAACACCCUCCCAUCAGAUGUCAAGGAAAUAAACAACUCUCUGACUUUUAGAAGACAUCUGAAGGCAGCCAUGUUUAGGGAAGUUUUUAAUGUUUGAUUGUGCUUUUAAGAGUCUGUUGGGAGUCUGUUUGGCUGGGGAAACCCACUCAGAUGGGAGGGGUAUAAAUAAUAAAUGAUGAUUAUGGUGAUGAUGAUGUUGGUGGCCAUCACCGCCUCUUGUGGCAGUGAGUUCCACAGUUUAUGCCCUGCGUGAAGAAGUCCCUCCUUUUGUUAGUGGAUCCAUGCUGUACUGUUAAAGCACACCCAAUGCACCUUUAAAAAAACACAACUCCUGCUCCCCGCCCCCAACAAUCCUGGGAACUGUAGCUUCACCCUGGCAGAGCCCCAAAUUAAAUUAAAAACUAAUUUAAAUUUAAGAAAUAAAUUAAAAAGCCUCUAAUUAAAAUGCACCUUUCCCCAUAGGGGAGCUAUAUAUAAUUCUAUAAAGCAAGGAUUUCCCAGACUGGUCCUUGGAGGUUUACGCCCUCAUAUUGAAGCUAAGGUGAGCAGAUGCACGAAGGAGUUAAAGCUAACGAGUCGAUGCCCAGAGGGGCUAGAUUUUUUAGGCGAGGAGGGAAGGCUGGCGGCGAGCAACCCGUGAGGUCAUUUCCUGUUCCGCCUACCGUGGGAAAGUAGCGUUUGAAUUUCCCACGCGGGGCAGGCGCAGCUGGAUUCUGGUUUCCCUCCUUCUUGGAGCUCCGGUGAGUCGAGGCGGAGGGCGGGGAAGGCUAGUAGAGGGGAAAAGACGAGCCCAGAGGAAACUGCAUGGGAUGAGGGCAGGAGGCGGCAAGUCAGAUGGGAGGACAGGACGUGAAGGAAGUUGCAUUAUGGCAUUGCAGAGGUGGAAGGGACACCGAGGGUCAUCUAGUCCAGUGUUUCCCAACCUUUGGUCUCCAGCUAUUUAUGGACUACAGUUCCCAUCAUCCCUGACCACUGGGUCUUGCUAGCUAGGGAUGAUGGGAGUUGUAGUCCAAAAACAGCUGGAGGCCAAAGGUUGGGAAACACAGAUCUAGUCCAACCCCCUGCAAUGCAGGAAUCCAGGACAGAUGGCCUGCCAACCUCCGCUUGAAAGGUUGCUGGCAAGGAGAGAAGAGUUCAGACUCUGCCCCCUUCUCUCCCUCAGCCUGUGUUGUUUGCAUUAGCUCCGUACUACGUGCCGUUGGUCCACCCUUUGGGAAGUUUAUCCCUUGAGAGUCUGGGCUCUGAUGUUGACUAUGUUCCCCUAGAUGCUCAAAUAGGAAAGCGGGAAAGGGGGUUAGGAAGCCCAGAGGCUACACUGAUGGACAGUGGCUCUCUGGGGUUUCCUAUUCACAAAAGAAGAACUUUUUCACACAAUGCAUGCAUGCAAAAAUAAAUAAAUAAAUAAAUAACUGACAGGCAGGGUACCUGCCUGUCAGGUGUUGGUGUGGUUGCUCGAGAGCAAACAGGCAAGACUCCAACCUGUCUUUUCCAGGCUUUAUUAUCUGUACAAACUAUUUUACAGUGCAGAGCGUCACAAGUCCAUGUCUGCUCAGUCGCUAGCAGAAUCUGGGAGUGGGCGGUCCUUAUACCUUCCCCAGCAUAACAGUCGUGGGACCCCCAUCCUUCUCCUCCUCUCUGUGCGCGCAAACCCACUGCGCAACGUGGGCGCUGGCAAAGGGGGACUUACCUCCCCUCCACUUUGCUCAGGCUUGGUGUUGAGGCUCUCCCUAGCAUCUUCUGAUCCCUGCGCCCCUUCCCCACUGGAGGCGGGGCUUCCCUCCUCGCCAGAGGAACAACUGCUUCACAAGACCUUCGGAGGCUCCCUGUAACACAACUUCUCUUCCACCUCUCGCCUCUGAGCUGAUGGCAGUUCCCUGACACCGCCCUUCCCGGUUCAGAAAACUGGGCUCAGGGUGGCUAACAACCAAUUUAAAACACUUAAUUGAUGCAACAAAAAACACCUUAAAAUACAGUAUAAAACGUGAAUAACAAUAAAUUCAGAAUUCAAAAAUCAAUUUAGGGGGAAAAUCCAUCCAAUAAACAUUAGAUGACAUUAGCAGACCUAUGGAACUCACUCCCACAGGUCUCAGCGAUAGCCGCCAAUUUGGGGGCUUUAAAAGAGGAUUAUACAAAAUGACGGAGGUUAUAAAUGGCUGCUCAACUAUGCUGUGCUUCCACAGCUGGGAGGCAGCAAUACCAGUUGCUGGAAUACCAGUUCUGGAUACCAGUUGUUGGAAACCACAGGAGGGGAGAGAGCUCUUGUGCUCGAAUCCUGCUUGCUGGUCUGGUUGGCCACUGUGAGAACAGGACGCUGGACUAAACGGAGCAUUGGCCUGAUCCAGCAGGCUCUUCGUAUGUUCUUAGGACAACAGAGGCUGAGUUACUUGACCAGAUCAACCAAUGUUUUGACUCUGGAAAACAGCUUCAUAUACUGCACUUAAUCUGUUUACCAGAAGUAGGGAACUAUGAACCUACAGAUGUUGUUGGUUUGCAGCUCCCCUCAGCACCAGCCAGCAUGCCCAGUAGUCGAGGAUGAUGCGAUUUGUAGUCACACAACCACCAGCGCUCUUUGGAUCUGGUGGGCCAGGGUUCAAAUGCCCAUUCAGCCAUGAAGCCUACUGGGUGGCCUACCUCACAGGGUUGCUGCGGUGAUGAAACAGGGGCAGAAUCAAAGGUUUGAGACAUCCUGGUCUAAAUAUUGCCAACUGACUCUUUCUCUUUCCGCAGGGAGGGAAGAAAACCUUGUUAGUCAGGGAGGUUGAAUUUCACCCCUUAGAAACACACACACGUUGUUGUUAAACAGCAGUGCUGUUUUUCAGGUUGGCUUUGGUCUGGGAGAAGGAGAGGGAAAAUGGCGAACGAAGGAGGGGGUUCAGCUAGCGGCGUCCGGGUUCAAACUGUGGUGAAGAAGCGGGUGAAAAGAGAGGAGGAGGGCGGAGGAGAAGAAUCGCGGCUUGACUCGAGAGAAGACCCACUUGCUAUCCGGAGUGAGCAUAGAAAACAAUUCUGGGUGAGAGCCAGACUGCAUGAGAUCGCAAAGGAAAACUGUAAGGGACCACAGCCACACAGGGAGGCCCAACUGCAGGAGUUCCUGAGGAAAGUGGAGUCUCUCCACUCGAGAGAGGACAACCCACAGCCAUUGAUGCUGCAGCUUCCCAUUUCAAGGGAUGGUUUUCUGUCCUCUACCGGCAACGCAGCUGAUAUUGGUUGGCAGGAAAUAGGAGAGAAGACUGUGAGCCGAAUGAUGCCAGGCUUCUGCAGGGGAGGCCAAUGGUCUGAGAGCGGCCUCUUGGGCGAAGGCAAGGCCAGCCACAGGGAAGUGAAGGAAGAGAUUCCGGAUGAGGAGUUGGCCGACCCGGACACCCUGCGGCAGAUCUUCCGGCGAUUCCCCUAUCUGGAAGGUGACGACCCCCGCGAGGUUUGCCAAAGGCUCCGAGAACUUUGCCACCAGUGGCUGAAGCCGGAGAGAAGCAGCAAGGAGCAGAUCCUGGAGCUGGUGAUCCUGGAGCAGUUCCUGGCUGUCUUGCCCUUGGAGACGCAGGGCUGGGUCACGGAACAAGGCCCAGAGACUUGUGCCCAGGCUGUGUUGCUGGUGGAAAACGCCUUACUUAUGCAGCAAGAAGGCAAGAGACAGGAAGCUCAGGUGAGAGAUUGGAAGUUGCUCAUUUCUGAAGAGUUUUCAAAUACAUAUGGCCUAGUCAGAACAUGAAUGGGAGAAAUAAGGUAUAGAGGGCAGACGGGGAGAUGUUCUCAGAGUGGCCAAACAGAUGUCCAUGAGAACAGUAGAAGCCUAGUGCAACAAUGGUCUUCAUGAUUGUGAUUCCCUAAGUAAGUGGUAUUCAGAGAAACAGUGUUAGAAACACUGAUAUAUAAGCUAAUCGUCAAAUGGCACCUUAAACCUAGGUUGUGGUCACCACAAUGGAAAGUCUAGGCGCCAUUUCCCCCUCAAUGGGAUUUGUUAUUAUUAUAUAUUCAUUUAAUUUCUAUACCACUUUAUAUUUUAAAGAAAAAAAUCUCAAAGCAGUUCACAGCACAUUGAAACAUCAAAUAAAACAGCCCAGAAGAAAAUAAAUUUAAGCUUCAAUGAAAGUAUUUCAGAUCCUUCUGUAAGUGACAUUUUGCUUUCCCCAUAUUUAUGGACCGACUUAAUUUAUAGAGAUGCCCCAUAGCAGAAGAACUCUGGGAAGCCAGUGUGGUGUGGUAGUUAGAAUGUCAGACUAGGAGCUGAGAGAUCAGGGUUCAAAUCCCCACUCAGUCAUGAAGCUCGAUGGGUGACCUUGGGCCAGUCACAGCCCCUUAGCCUACCUUACAGGGACGUUGUAGGGAUUCACUGAAGAGGGGAGGUGAACCAUAGACUCCUUGGAGAAAAAGGUGGGAGACAAAUGCAAUAAAUGAGCUCUUCUGCUUAGCUGCUUAAGAAAGCUGGAAGGGGCCAGCCAGGUGGAGGUGUCACUAGCCAACCUGGCAUACAGAAAUCUCCACAUGGUCGCAAUUGGACCUGUGCCAGUUGUAAAAUGUGCCUGGUGAAUUUCAACUACAGUCAUACCUUGGAAGUCGAACGAAAUCCAUUCCAUAAGUCCGUACAACUUCCAAAACAUUCAAAAACCAAAGUGCAGCUUCUGAUUGGCUGCAGGAAGCUCCUGAAGCCAAUCAGAAGCUGCAGAAGCCCCGACAGACAUUCAGCUUCCAAAAAUCAUUCGAAAACUGGAACACUCACUUUCAGGUUUUGAUCGUUCGGGAGCCAAUUUGUUCAGGAGCCAAGGCGUUCGAGAUCCAAGGUACGACUGUACAGUGGUACCUCGGGUUAAGUACUUAAUUCGUUCUGGAGGUCUGUUCUUAACCUGAAACUGUUCUUAACCUGAAGCACCACUUUAGCUAAUGGGGGCUCCUGCUGCUGCCGUGCGAUUUCUGUUCUCAUCCUGAAGCAAAGUUUUUAACCUGAAGCAGUAUUUCUGGGUUAGCGGAGUCUGUAACCUGAAGCACAUGUAACCUGAAGCGUAUGUAACCUGAGGUACCACUGUACUGCAGAGGAGUAUCCUUGCCUGCAACAGCAGCUAUUGUGAUUAGUAGUCACCAGCAGACUUAUCCUACCUGAAUUUAAGAACCUGCAGAAGGCCUUGCGCCUGAAUCAGGCCAAAGGCCUACCUAGUCCACCAUCCUCUUCCUACAGUGACCAACCAUAGGAGCAGAACCAGAGCACAAUACAAAUAGAAGAAGAAGAAGAAGAGUUUGGAUUUGAUAUCCCGCCUUUCACUCCCUUUAAGGAGUCUCAAAGCGGCUAACAUUCUCCUUUCCCUUCCUCACCCACAACAAACACUCUGUGAGGUGAGUGGGGCUGAGAGACUUCAAAGAAGUGUGACUGGCCCAAGGUCACCCAGCAGCUGCAUGUGGAGGAGCAGGGAAGCAAACCCGGUUCACCAGAUUGCGAGUCUACAGCUCUUAACCACUACACCACACUAGCUCUCAACCUGCAGUUUGUAGCAACUGGUAUUCGGUGGCAUCGCUCCUUCCGCCAUUGAGAACAGCAGCCAUUGAUAGUCGUCUCUUCCCUGCAUUUGUCUAGUCCUCUCUUAAAGCUACCCAAUUUAGUGGCCAUCCCUGACUCUUGUGGCCGGGAGUUCUGUAGUUCAGCCCUGUGCUAAAGAAGUCCUUCCUUUUGCCUGCCCUGGAUCUCCUAACUUUCUGCCUCAUUGUGGUUCCCGCCCCCUGGGGUUCUGGCAUUACGAGAGAGGGAGGGGAACCCUGCCUUCUGGGACUGCCCUCUCCAGGCCUUGGGCCUGUUCCCUGAAUGGGAUCCUCACUUGUUCUUUUUUAAAAAAAAUUAUUGGAAAUUUUAUUUACAGCAUAACAUAACCCCCCCACCCCCUAGUACAGAAAUACAAUAAGCAUAACAUACAACCAUACAAACAACCAAAUAAAAGACUUCCUCUAUCCCGUAUCUGGCCUCCUUAUUUACUUCUUAUAAGCUGUUUCCUUUAUGAAUAAUUAUUAAGAUUUUUCUAAUUAUAACUUAAAUAUCCACAAAGUCUCCUGCAGACAUUAAUCGAAACAAGUCCAGGUAUGUAUUUAGGGCACUGUUUUCUGAAGUAUUCUCUGCAUUUCCCCCAUGCUUUUUGAAACUCUUGCCUCACUUGUUCUUCCAGGUACCGGAGCUUUGCAAAGCAGAGAAGGCGCUUCUAUCUGAGGCCAAGGAGGAUCAGGGGGACACCUGGCAGGGGCUGGUUUGCAUCAAGGAGGAGGACGAGAGUGCGAGUGCCAUUUCCUUGGGUAAGAAUUUGCUGUGGCUGGGAUGGGAGAAUUGCUCUGUUGCCUUAGACCCUUUCUCCGGUCAAAAUGAGGAAGAACAUCCAAUUGACUCUGGUGAAUUUUCCUAACUCUCAGAAAAGAACUUACAUUAUUUGGAUGCUCUUUUGCACGUAUUGCCUAAACACCAUUUUCUAAGGCAGCCCUGUUUAGGGAAAUUUUUAAUAUUUGAUUGCUGGGGAGGCCCAGCCAGAUGGAUGGGAUAUAAGUAAUAAAUUAUAUUAUUAUUAUUAUUAUUAUUAUUAUUAUUAUUAUUAUUAUUACCUCUUGUUUAGUUUAGCCUGCUUCUUGAUGUUCUUUCUCCCCUUGAUACAUGGAAUGACUCAUGUUGGGAAUCUCUCUUUAUGCCCCUAGGCAAUGAGAGGACAUGGGAGAUGGAGCAACAUCGGCCAGAACAUUGUGGAGUGGUGGAAUUGCUGGGAUGUACCAAACAGAACAUUCCUCACUGUCCUGUUUGGGGGGAAAGCUCUGGAAACCCACAGCAGAAUCCCCUAGUGAGGAAAGAGGAUGAAGUUGCUCAGUGCAGGCCUGUCUUUAGACAGAAGCCUCACCUGACUUUGCACGAAAGCCCCCAUUCAGGAGAGAAGCCAUUCAGCUGCUCAGCUUGUGGGAAGAGUUUCAGUCGCCGCUCCAACCUUGUCAUACAUCAGAGAAUGCACACAGGGGAAAGGCCGUACAAGUGUCUGAACCGUGAGAAGAGCUUCAGCCACCGCUCCAACCUCAGCGCCCACGAGGCAGUCCACACCAGAGAGAAGCCCUAUAAGUGCACCGACUGUGCGAAGAGCUUCAGCCACCAGUCGCACCUCAUCGCUCAUCGGAGAAUCCACACGGGAGAGAAGCCUCAUAAGUGCUCGGACUGUGGGAAAAGCUUCAGUAAUCCGUCGCAUCUCAAAGCCCACCGGAGGGUCCAUACAGGAGAGAGACCCUACGCGUGCUCCGAGUGCGGGAAGAGCUUCAACCAGAGAUCCAUCCUUAUUGUUCAUGCAAGGACCCACACGGGAGUGAAGCCGUACACGUGCGCCGCCUGUGGGAAAAGCUUCAGCCAGAGCGCAAACCUUACAGCUCACGAGAGAAUCCAUACCACACGGACCUUCCAUUAUGCAACAGAGCUCUCUGAGGAAAGGAACUGUCUCAGUACCAUAAACAUGGCAACAACCUCAGUUGGGGAGGCCACAUAG